UCGUAUCUACAUUCGUUCUGUUGCCGAAUUUUAUAUAUUAUAAUUGUUUUUCGGCGGAUCGGUGCAAAAAAAAUAAUAUAAAAGCCGCGUUUGGCUUGUUAUGUCAUCUGAUGGUGACUUAAUAUACACGAUGUCCGACGCAGAAGAUGAUUUUAUGUGUGAAGAUGAGGAGGAUUACGGACUGGAAUAUUCCGAAGACAGCAAUUCUGAGCCAGACGUUGAUCUCGAAAAUCAGUACUACAACAGUAAAUCUCUAAAAGAAGAUGAACCCAAAGCGGCUUUGUUCUCCUUUCAAAAAGUUCUUGAUCUCGAAGGAGGCGAAAAAGGCGAAUGGGGAUUUAAAGCUCUCAAGCAAAUGAUUAAAAUCAAUUUUAAGUUGGGUAAUUUUAAAGAAAUGAUGGAUCGAUAUAAACAAUUACUUACAUACAUUAAGAGUGCUGUUACACGUAAUCAUAGUGAAAAAUCUAUAAAUUCUAUCUUGGAUUAUAUUUCUACAUCAAAAAAUAUGGAAUUACUUCAAGAUUUUUACGAAACAACUUUAGAAGCAUUAAAAGAUGCAAAAAACGACCGAUUAUGGUUCAAAACGAACACGAAACUCGGCAAACUUUAUUACGAUCAAGGCGAUUUCAACAAGUUAGCAAAAAUCCUAAAACAACUCCAUCAAUCGUGUCAAACGGACGACGGCGAAGACGACCUCAAAAAAGGCACCCAACUCCUUGAAAUCUACGCCCUCGAAAUCCAAAUGUACACCGAGCAAAAGAACAACAAAAAACUAAAAACACUUUACGAGCAAUCCCUUCACAUCAAAAGCGCCAUCCCGCACCCAUUAAUUAUGGGCGUUAUCCGAGAAUGCGGAGGGAAAAUGCAUCUACGCGAAGGCGAAUUCGAAAAGGCGCAUACAGAUUUUUUUGAAGCCUUCAAAAAUUACGACGAAUCCGGAAGCCCUAGAAGGACUACUUGUUUAAAAUAUUUGGUUUUAGCUAAUAUGUUAAUGAAAUCUGGUAUUAACCCAUUCGAUUCGCAAGAAGCUAAACCAUAUAAAAACGAUCCCGAUAUUUUGGCCAUGACCAAUUUGGUAAAUGCUUAUCAAACUAAUGAUAUCAAAGGGUUCGAAGCUAUUUUACGAGAAAAUCGGGAAACUAUUAUGGACGAUCCUUUUAUACGUGAACAUAUUGAAGAUUUGUUACGUAACAUUCGAACACAAGUGCUAGUAGAACUAAUAAUGCCUUAUACUAGAAUUCAGAUACCUCAUAUAAGUCGUGAGUUAAACAUCGAUGAGGAAGAUGUAGAAAACUUAUUGGUGUCUUGUAUUUUGGAUAAUACAAUUCUAGGUAGAAUCGACGAAGUAAACCAUGUAUUAUUCUUAGAUCACUUAACGAACAUAAACAACACACGAUACACGGCCCUUGAUAGAUGGACCAAUCAAUUGGCGAGCCUUCAUGUUUCCGUGGUGAAUAAAAUGGCGUAAAAUCCUCAUUGAAAAGGUGUUUUAAAUUUUUUGUGAGAGGGUAGAGGAUUGAACGCGAAAAUUGAACGCUAUUUGAAAGUAAAUUACCAAAAAUUGUAUUUUUCAUCUAGAAACACUAAUUUUAAAUCAAUACGGUUAUAUAUAUUUUUUUUAAUUUGUACAUUUAAGGUACCUAAAAUAUUAAUUAAACGCCACUUGUAGGUAAAAGUUGUAAUUUAAAAUUAGUUUUUCUAUUUGAUGAGAUAAGAUCAUGGAACUUAAAUCUUGUUUUAUAUUUUGGUGAUUUACUUUUGAAUCGGUCUGUAAACUUUUUUAACGAAAAAUUAAAAAAAAUUGUAUUUAAAAGCUACAUGUUUUUGCUGCAGAACCAUUUUUCGAUUUAUUUUCCUAAACACAAGCACACAAAGAAGAAAGUUCAUGAUAAAAAUGUGAUAUAGCUCUAAAAAACUAUGAAAUAAAAAAAUCUUUAAAGAAGAAAUCCUCUUAAAAAUAAUAAUCAACUCGCCCAGAUCAUUUACUCAUUUUCCACACAACAAAAUAAAAAUUGUAAACAAAUUUUUGCAAAAACCCUAUCAAUAUUAUUAAUUUUUUGUCUCAAAUAUUAAUUUCUUUGUGUUCGUAUUUCUAACAUUGCUAAAAAUAACUGGAUUGAAAUUAAUUUACAAAGUUUUUAAUUUAUAAUACUUUUUUGUUUUUUUUCUAUGUUAAUAAUAUUCAAGUUGCUGUAUCAUUUUCUUUUGUAAAGUAAAUAAAGUGAUAUUUUCCAAAUGGA
Molecule: messenger RNA, 2240 nt
Organism: Onthophagus taurus
Lineage: Eukaryota; Metazoa; Arthropoda; Insecta; Coleoptera; Scarabaeidae
Gene: alien
Product: COP9 signalosome complex subunit 2 alien
Molecular function (GO): protein binding
Source: RefSeq, a predicted model, not a curated record